GGAGAGGUGCUUCCAAAGGCCCCUCAAGGCCACUCCUCUAAUUCCCUCCUCAGAGCCGUCCCCGGACUUGGGGAUGGAUUUCGGGGAUACCAAAGGGCUCCCCAUGGAUCUGCCUUGUUACCAUGGCCCUCUGUCCAAGAAAGACUGCGAGACUUUGCUGCUCAAGGAUGGGGUGGAUGGCAACUUCCUGAUAAGGGACAGCGAGUCCAUGCCGGGAGUGCUGUGCCUCUGUGUCUCGUUUAAAAAUUUCGUCUACACAUACCGAAUCUUCAAAGAGAGACACGGGUUUUACAACAUACAGACCGUGGAAGGCGCUCCCAAGAAGAUCUUUCCAGACCUAAAGGAAUUGAUCUCCGCAUUUGAGAAACCAAAUCAAGGGCUGGUGGUCCACCUUGUACGGCCAAUAAAGAAAACCAGCUCCCGCCUGAGAUGGAGACGGUCACAGAUAAAGUUGGAUAAUAUUUACGAGAACAGUAACAGUGAAUAUGUGGAGGUCUUGCCUUGAAGACAAGGAGACUGAACAAAGCAAUUCGAGAAGACGUCAGGUGUCAGCUCUCACUGGUGACCCUGCUUCUCCUGCAGAUGUGGACCUGGAAUGCUGAGCUGUAAGUGAGCUAUUCAGACUCUCCUGGACUGGGCGACUGAAGAUGUUCUGUCCACCAGCCUCAGAGAACUCGCUCCCCAUGUCCCCACCUCCCAUGCAUCCACCACGAGCAGCUUUGAAGCCCCUUUCCCCCUAAGCACUCUUCUUUCUGGGAAUAGGACAGCCUGAACCUAUUCUCCCUGACUUAUCAAAGAUACCACUACAUCAUGGGUGACACCCUCCUUUAGACCAGGCAAUCAGAAGCACAGCUUCAUACAGAAGAGAACCCACUUGGCCGUGAGCUAGGAGCCUGAGUUCCAGCCCUGUGGCUACGUGACUUCGGAUAAACCUCUUCUCCAGGUUGGGUCUCCAUUUCUUCAUCUGUAAAACAAACACUGCCCCUGCCCCUGUGCUGAGCCCAGCUGUAUCUGGUGGAGUUGAGGGGUCCUGGGGUGAUGGAGAUGUACUUGGAAUUGGCAUGGGUCUCCAUCCUCCCAAACAGCCAACAUGGUCUCUGCACCUGCCUGUCCUGGGCUUGGUCAUGACGGAGGCCCUGACCCCUCCCACACCCUUCUCCCCCUUCAUUCUAGCUCUCCUCUUUCUUACUAAUCUUGAUAUUCCUGCCAAACACAUCCAUGGAUGCAUUAUCUCCCUGGUUUUGCCCAAUUUCACUAAUGCACGAACCACUUCAGCAGCAUGGAUGUAGCUGUGUACCACACUGAUAGGUGUGGGGAUUUUAAAGGUACCCUCCUUCGUGUGGUUCCUGUUCCCACUGGAUUCUAAGUGCCCCCCAAAGCACGCUUGGGUCUCCCUCCUAUUCCCCAGAGUGGAAAUGUGUGCUGUGUAGAGCUGUGCCCGUUCACAGAACUUUCUGACAGGAAGCACAUUCCUGAAGGGUUUGUUGAAUUGGUUCUAAGUCCUUUGAAUUUUUCUGCUGGUUCGACAUUCUAACUAAAACCUGAUUAGUGUGGAAUGUGCCAAUUCUAUGCCCAUCCUCUUACCUAUCUUCAAGCCAUAGUGAUUCAUUUUACCCUACUGGUCUUAUCUUUCAAAGUUAUUCAAGAGAGGAGCUCGAGAUUUCCGGAUGACAUGAACAGACAUUGUGGUUGGAGUCCCAAAGUGUAAGCCAUUCUGAGUUUCUGGCUCAUAGAAAUCCAGAGCUAUUACCAAGUAGGUAAGAAGUGAAAUGCAGUCACCAUAUUCAGAGAGCUGAGGGCACCAGAAGCAAGCCUGCUUCUUGGGGUUCAGUCCCUAGUCUUUGAUUCUAUAUCCAAAGAAGCAUGUGUCAGUUGCCAGAGUCCCGAGCAAUCUUUGGCACAGAAAACAUAUUCAGGGCCAAUGAAAAUAUAUUUAUUUCUUGAACAAAUGACUGAAUAAGUUAGUAGAUAAAAUGUAGCCACUCGUUCCAGAUAGCAGAGAUUUGUUUGAGCUUCAUUCAUUUCAGAACCUAGUAGAACAAGACUGUUAGUUCAAGACCUUGCAGUCGUAAUUCUCGUAGAAGUGAUUUCCUUUUUCUGAGUACCCUUGCAUAGCACUUUACAUGAUGCUUGGUCCCCCGUGGGAUUUCACCGCAUUUCUCAACCAAGCAAGCCACACUGAGUAGCCGAUGUGGAUGCCAUACUAUAAUUUGCUGAAAUUUUUUUAGAAGACCUUGAACAGGUCACGUGAAGGACAGUUGCAAGAUCCGGGUAGGUGGGACAGGAAGCAGUGGGGGGGGGGGGGAAGACCUGAGAAACAAUAAUGGCAGGUGUAUUAAGUGUUUGGGGUGCCAUUCUGUGACAGAGGAUGCAACGCCUACCAGCA
Molecule: messenger RNA, 2386 nt
Organism: Prionailurus viverrinus (fishing cat)
Lineage: Eukaryota; Metazoa; Chordata; Mammalia; Carnivora; Felidae
Gene: SH2D1B
Product: SH2 domain containing 1B
Exons: 4
Coding region: 74-505 (143 amino acids)
Source: RefSeq, a predicted model, not a curated record